AUGCCUACUUCAUUAUAUCAAGGGCUAACUGUACUAUUGAUUACACUUUCAUCACAAAAAGAAGCCCUUGGACUUUUAAAUAAAGAUAAAGAUCAAAUAAAAGAAUUACUAUUAUUUGAACAAGAAUUACAAGAUGUACAUAAAGAUGAUAAUAAUACAUUAGAAGAUAAUAUAACUUCUAAUAACAGAGACAAAAUAACUACUUCUAUUGAAACUACACAUUUAUCAACUGAAACUACUUCUCUUACUCCUCUUAAUUUAAAUACAAAACAUUCAAUAUCUAUUUAG
Messenger RNA from Rhizophagus irregularis DAOM 181602=DAOM 197198, 288 nucleotides. Lineage: Eukaryota; Fungi; Glomeromycota; Glomeromycetes; Glomerales; Glomeraceae. The record is from RefSeq and is a predicted model, not a curated record.